AUGUAUAAAGCCCAGUCCUCCUACUUCCCAUCUACUCCUACCACGAAGCAAUACCAGAACAAUGCAUUGGACCAGUUUUCUUCUGCCAGCACUGGCAGCCGCAGGCACAAUACAGCAAUGCAAAUCCUCACGGGCCAGGGCGAACUGACCACAACAGAACGAACAAACUACAUCAACGCAGUAUGGUGUCUACGCGGACUUCCAUCCCAGCUCCCAAAUGACCAAUACCCCGGUGUACGAGAUCGUAUGGACGACUUUGUAGCAACACACAUCAACAACACCCUGUACAUUCACAGCAACGGACUCCUCCUCCCCUGGCACCGACACUUUAUCUACCUCUACGAAAAGGCCCUGCAAGAUGAAUGCCACUACCAAGGCACUCUCCCAUACUGGAACUGGUCCCUCUUCACCACCAACCUAACCCUCAGCCCCGUCUUCGACGGCACCCCGACCUCCCUCUCCGGCAACGGCCUCCCAACAGCAAACAACACCUCCAACCUCUGCCCACACAACAUCCCCUGCCCAUCCCCCGGCACCGGCGGCGGCUGUCUCUACAACGGGCCCUUCACCAACUGGACCGCCCAUCUCGGCCCCUUCUCCAUCUCCCAAGUGCAACCCUACGGCUCUCUCCCCCCAAACACCUGGUCCUACAACCCGAGAUGCCUAACCCGAAACUUCACAACCGACUGGCUCACCUCCCUCAACACCCCCACCAACAUCACCUCCAUGCUCUCCGCCCCGGACCUAAAAUCCUUCCUCGCCCUAAUGAGCCCCAGCACACUCGGGUACGUAGGGGCCCACGAAGGCGGCCACGCCGCCGUGGGAGCAAACAUGCUCGAUACGUGGGCGUCAGCCCAAGACCCGGUGUUUUUUCUCCAUCAUGCGAUGGUUGAUCGGGUGUGGACGUUAUGGCAGGAGUUGGAUCCGGUGAGUCGAUUGGUGGCGGUGAAUGGGACGGGGAUUGUGCAUGAUCCGCCGGAUGCGGAGUUGGUGACGUUAAACACGGUGAUGGAUUUUGGGGUGUUGGAUGGGCCAAGGACCGUGUGGGAGGUUAUGGAUGUCAGGGGGGGGAGGUAUUGUUAUGGGUAUGAUUAA
This is a messenger RNA of Aspergillus sclerotioniger CBS 115572, 1095 nucleotides long. Its product is annotated as tyrosinase family protein. The transcript is spliced from 4 exons. Bases 1 to 1095 code for a protein of 364 amino acids. Lineage: Eukaryota; Fungi; Ascomycota; Eurotiomycetes; Eurotiales; Aspergillaceae. The record is from RefSeq and is a predicted model, not a curated record. Gene Ontology annotation, molecular function: oxidoreductase activity.